This is a messenger RNA of Eupeodes corollae, 1998 nucleotides long. RefSeq names its product cytosolic endo-beta-N-acetylglucosaminidase (gene ENGase). The transcript has 5 exons. NCBI's taxonomy places the organism in Eukaryota, Metazoa, Arthropoda, Insecta, Diptera, Syrphidae. The record is from RefSeq and is a predicted model, not a curated record. Gene Ontology annotation, biological process: protein deglycosylation. Gene Ontology annotation, cellular component: cytoplasm. Gene Ontology annotation, molecular function: mannosyl-glycoprotein endo-beta-N-acetylglucosaminidase activity. The coding region runs from base 1 to 1914 and encodes 637 amino acids.
AUGGUGUUGCAUUUCUUAUUUAAUACCAGCAUAAUGAUUCAAUUAAUUGAACAUCAGCUGUAUGAAAUUUGUUUAAUGUUUACGAAUACAAUUUUCCACAGUGCUAGAGGAAGAUAUUGGAAUAGUGGGAAUGUGAAAGAGAUGGAGAAAGCUAAAGUAAGCUGUGGGAACUGUGAUAAGUGUGAUAAAUUGGAGGCACGACCAAUCGAAACAAAUAAACAAUUGUGGGAAUUCGAUAUUCGAAGUAAGGAUGUGAAUUGGCGGGAAAUAGUGGUACCAUUAGCGCCAAGACAAAAUGCAGUCUAUUUGGGCAAUUUGUUUCCAUAUCUCAGCAGCAAUCGUCGCAAACUCACCGAGGAGAACAAGAAGGAAGUUCUCGUCUGCCAUGACAUGAUGGGGAAUUAUUUAGAAGACCGGUUUUACCAUUCCUCUACAAAAUACGAUGAUUAUCGAUUCUUUCAUUGGUCCGGAGUGGAUUACUUUUGUUACUUCAGUCAUAAAUACAUUACCAUACCUCCUUGUGGCUGGAUCAAUGCUGCACAUUCUCACGGAGUAAAAGUUUUAGGAACCUUCAUAACUGAGAGUUCUCCACCUUUGGAAGAAGUUUUACGGACUAAGGAUAGUAUAGAUAAAACAAUUGAAGCUCUUGUUAAACUGUGUCAGCACUUUUACUUCGAAGGAUGGCUUCUUAACAUUGAGUGUAGAGUUGCCAAAGGUCUCAUGGAGAAACUUUUUUAUUUCGUGGAGCAGCUAAGAGCUCGUGUAAGGAAUGAAGUGGAAAAUGGUGUAGUUUUCUGGUAUGACAGUGUGAUCGACACAGGAGAUCUCAUUUGGCAAAAUGAGAUCAAUGAGCAAAAUAUUAAAUUUUUCAAGCUCAGCGAUGCAACAUUAGUAAAUUAUACCUGGAAUGAGAGGAGCUUAGAGAGAACAACUGAUGUAUUGAAAGCCCAUGGACAACCUGCUUCUAAGUCGUUUUUUGGAAUCGACAUCUUUGGCCGAGGUCAAGUGGCGAAAUUUCAAACCAAACAAACUUUGGGAAAAAUUUUCAAAACUAACUUCUCAUAUGGUUUCUUUGCUCCUGCUUGGACCUUUGAGACUCUUGGUCAAUUUGGAUAUGACAUUAAAAAUUCUGAUGGAAAUGAUCAAGUGAAUGAAGCAUUUCUCUUGAGAAAUGACAAAUUUUGGUGGUCGUUCUGGGAGUACAUUCCAACGCAUCCAUAUGUCAUGCUUCCAUUGUACACCGAUUUUUGUCUUGGAUCUGGGAAGGCUGUCUAUGAGUUUGGGCAGAAAGUAAGGAAUAGCAGCCAGUUCUUCAGUUUGUCAAAACAAUCAUUACAACCAUCUGUGCCUCUGUAUGGUUGUGCCGAACGAAACUUUGACAAGGUUUACAAUGGUGGAUCUAGUUUGAAAGUUGUUCAAAGUGAAAUAAGCUUUCGCCUUUUCACGACCGACUAUGAAAUUGAUGGAACGCUUAUUUUCGCAUAUGCAUUUAAAUUGGAUAAAGAAGAUGGACAUUUGGAUUAUAUUCUGAGGUUGCAAAUAGAUGAGGAUGAUGGUGAAUGUUUAUUGUUCCUAGGGGAUUAUUUGCGGUCGAAAGUCGAACCUGGCAGAUGUUAUUUAUCUGCAAUAACUGACAAUUAUAUUGAUACACUUAAAAGAGUUCUUGAUGAAAGUGCAGUUGAUCUUAAGAUCCCAUUAAGUGGUGAUGAUAAUUGGAGAAUUCGUUAUUAUGUGUUAAACUUUGAUACAACAGUGUACGUUAAAGAUAUUGGUGUCCUUUUUAGAAAGGCGUCAUUUGCAAAUGACGUAGCCUACCUGGGAGCUGUUUAUCUAAAUAAUAUUGAGAGUAUCACUCUUCCUCGGGAUAGUAAUGCAAUGUACCUCAAAAUAAAAGAGGACUUUCUAAUGCAUUAAUGGAUUUAUAAAUUUAAGAAAAUAAAAAAAUAAGAAAAAACUUAAGCAUAUAAAAAUAAAUAAACACGAUUUAAAUUUGUUAAA